This is a messenger RNA of Hyla sarda, 6692 nucleotides long. RefSeq names its product ubiquitin specific peptidase 47 (gene USP47). Lineage: Eukaryota; Metazoa; Chordata; Amphibia; Anura; Hylidae. The transcript is spliced from 28 exons. The record is from RefSeq and is a predicted model, not a curated record. Gene Ontology annotation, cellular component: cytosol; nucleus. Gene Ontology annotation, molecular function: protein binding; cysteine-type deubiquitinase activity; cysteine-type endopeptidase activity. Gene Ontology annotation, biological process: protein deubiquitination. Bases 200 to 4246 code for a protein of 1348 amino acids.
CAGGCUCAAGCUGGGAGUUGUCAUGGUGACGGUCGCUCCUCGGCCUUAGACCGGAAAUGACGUCGAGCAUCUUCUCGCGAGAGUUCCGUCGGCCAUUUCUCCAUUGAUUGCGUCUGCUCCUGGCAGUGAAGUCCGCGCUGUGUCUUCUCACCAUGAUCCCCGCCUGAAGCCUGUCACCCCGGCCGCGACCAGCACGGAGAUGGUGCCCGGAGAGGAUGGUCCCCUCGUACCCAAAGAGAUUGCAAAUGCUGCAGACGAGCCGCGAGUGCUGUGUAUAGUGCAAGACACCACCAGCUGCAAAACCAUCAACGAGCGAGUCACCCUCAACCUCCCGGCCUCCACCUCCACCCGCCAGCUCUACGAGGAUGUGGCCGGCAAAGUGGGCUACGUGAACGGGACCUUCAGUCUGAAGAUCGGCAAUGGAGAAAUGACAGAGCUGGAGGCCUCCCAGGACCAGACGUUACUGGACGCCGGUUUUGAGGCCGGAAAGAAGAAUUUUCUUCAAUUAACGGAUAAGAAUGGGGAACAGCCGCAGCUGACAUCAGAUGAGUCGGGGAUGGCAGACAGCAGCGGUCUGGAUGACAGCACCCAGGAGAAGUUUAUCGGGCCCCUCCCCAGAGACGGUUCAGUGGGCUGCACCAGUGAUUAUGUCAGCCAGAACUACUCCUAUUCAUCGCUUCUCAGCAAAUCGGACACCGGUUAUGUGGGUUUAGUGAACCAGGCCAUGACCUGCUACCUAAACAGUCUCCUCCAAACGCUCUUCAUGACACCAGAAUUUCGGAACGCCCUGUACAAGUGGGCGUUUGAGGAGGCAGAAGAAGAUCCGGUCACCAGCAUCCCGUACCAGUUGCAGAGAUUAUUUGUCUUACUGCAAACCAGUAAGAAGAGGGCGAUCGAAACGACGGACGUGACCAGGAGCUUUGGCUGGGACAGCAGUGAAGCAUGGCAGCAGCACGACGUACAGGAGCUGUGCAGGGUCAUGUUUGAUGCACUGGAACAGAAGUGGAAGCAGACGGAGCAGGCCGACCUAAUCAAUCAGCUCUACCAAGGCAAGCUGAAGGACUACGUCCGGUGCCUGGAGUGCGGCUACGAGAGCUGGCGCAUCGACACUUUCCUGGAUAUCCCACUUGUCAUCAGACCUUAUGGCUCCAGCACGGCCUUUGGCAGCGUGGAAGAAGCAUUGCACGCCUUCAUUCAGCCCGAGACACUGGACGGUCCUAACCAAUACUUCUGUGAGCGCUGCAAGAAGAAAUGCGACGCCAGGAAGGGGCUGCGGUUUUUGCACUUUCCUUACCUCCUGACUCUGCAGCUGAAGAGAUUCGACUUCGAUUACACCAGCAUGCACCGCAUCAAGCUGAACGACCGUAUGACCUUCCCCGAAGAGCUGGACAUGAGUCCUUUCAUCGAUGUGGAGGACGAGAAGUCCCCUCAGACGGAGAGCUGUACGGACAGCGGGGCAGAGAACGAGGGGAGCUGUCACAGCGACCAGAUGAGCAAUGAUUUCUGCACGGAUGACGCCCUGGAUGAAGGGAUUUGUCUCGAAAGCAGCAACAGCGUUGACAAGCCAAACAAAUCAUCGGAAAAGAAUUCUUUGUAUGAACUCUUCUCUGUGAUGGUCCAUUCAGGCAGCGCUGCCGGCGGACAUUACUAUGCCUGUAUCAAGUCUUUCGCUGAUGACCAGUGGUAUAGCUUCAAUGAUCAGCAUGUCAGUCGGAUCACUCCAGAGGAUAUAAAGAAAACCUAUGGCGGGUCUACAGGAAGCCGCGGAUACUACUCCAGUGCCUUCGCUAGUUCUACUAAUGCAUAUAUGCUAAUGUACCGUCUGAAGAACCCGGCCAGAAAUUCAAAGUUUCUUGAGGCCUCAGAAUUUCCGGAUCACAUAAAACAUCUGGUGCAUAAAGAGAUGGAACAAGAGGAGGAAGAGAAGCGUCAGCGGGAGAUUGAGCGCAAUACGUGUAAACUGAAGCUUUUCUGCAUGCAUCCUGUCAAACAAAUCCUGAUGGAGAACAAGCUGGAAGUUCACAAGGACAAGACCAUGAAGGAAGCCGUGGAGAUCGCCUAUAAGAUUAUGGAUUUGGAAGGUGUCAUUCCCCUUGACUGUUGCCGAUUAGUGAAAUACGACGAGUUUCACGACUACUUAGAGCGAUCGUACGAGGACGAAGAAGACCGGCCAAUGGGGCUCCUGCUCGGCGGCGUCAAGUCCUCCUACAUGUUUGAUCUCCUCCUGGAAACGAAGCGGCCGGACCAAGUUUUUCAGUCUUAUAAACCUGGAGAGGUGAUGGUGAAGGUGUAUGUGGUGGAACUGAAGACGGAAACCAUUGCUCCUCCGGUCAGCAUCCGCGCCUAUCUCAGUCAGACCAUCCAGGAGUUUAAGCAGCUUAUAUCUAAGAGCAUAGAUCUGCAUCCUGAACACAUGCGGAUCGUUCUGGAGCGCUGUUACAAUGACCUGCGCCUUCUCAGUGUGCCCAACAAGACGCUGAAGGCCGAGGGGUUCUUCAGAAGCAAUAAGGUGUUUGUAGAGAGCUCUGACUCCACCGACCACCAGCUGCAGUUUCCCGAUUCGCACUUGUGGAAGCUUCUAGACCGUCACGCCAACACCAUCAGACUGUACGUUUCGUUACCUGAACACGCGCCGGGGCCUCAAGCCAGCCGCUCCUCCUGCCCAAAGCCAUGCGGGAACCCGGGGCACCAGGAUGAGUUUUGCAGCGGCGGCAAAUCCGUGGAAGCCAUAUUGGAGGAAAGCACCGAAAAACUGAAGUCCCUCUCUCUCCAGCAGCAGGAAGAGAGCGGGAACGGGGACAGCAGUAAGAGCACGGAGGGCAGCGACUUCGAAAACAUUGACUCUCCGCUCAACGAGGCGGAUUCCUCGGGCUCGGCCGACAACAGAGAUCUGGAGAACCGGAUUCUCCCGGCCGACCCCGAAAACAACUUCCCAUCGGAAGAGCGGUCGGACUCUGAUAUUAAUAAUGACCGGAGCACCAGCUCGGUGGACAGCGACAUCCUCAGCUCAAGCCAUAGCAGUGACACUCUGUGCAAUGCGGACAAUGCCCCCAUCCCCCUGGCCAACGGGCUCGACUCUCACAGUAUCACCAGCAGCCGGAGGUCCAAAGCCAAUGAAGGAAAGAAGGAAACCUGGGACACGGCCGAGGAGGAUUCCGGGACCGACAGCGAAUACGACGAGAGCGGGAAGAGCAGGGGGGACGCCCAGUACAUGUAUUUCAAAGCAGAGAUGCAUUCUGGGGAGGAAGGGACCGGGGAAGGACACAAAUGUUUAUUGGUGAAUGUAGAUAAAAGAAUCACCCUCUCUGCUUUCAAGCAGCAGCUGGAGCCCUUUGUGGGGGUCCCGUCCUCCCAGUUUAAAGUCUUCCGCGUCUACGCCAGCAACCAGGAGUUCGAAAGCGUCCGGCUGAACGAAACCCUCUCCUCCUUCUCUGAUGACAACAAGAUCACUAUCCGGCUCGGCAGGGCCCUGAAGAAAGGAGAGUACAGGGUUAAAGUGUUCCAGCUCCUGCUGAACGAGACUGAGCCAUGUAAGUUCCUGCUGGACGCCGUGUUCACCAAAGGGAUGAGCGUGCGACAGUCCAAGGAGGAGCUGAUCCCUCAGCUCAGGGAGCAGUGCGGCCUGGAGCUCUCUAUAGACAGAUUCCGUUUACGGAAGAAGACUUGGAAGAACCCGGGAACAGUAUUCCUCGAUUACCACGUGUACGAGAACGAGAUUAGUAUUUCGAGCAACUGGGAAGUGUUCUUGGAAGUGCUGGAAGAGAGUGAGAAGAUGAAGUCCAUGUCCCAGCUGUCUCUGCUCACCAAGAGGUGGAGGCCGUCUCGGCUCACGCUGGACCCGUUCCAGGAGAUCGUGCUGGAGACCAAUAGUGUAAUGGAGCUGAGGGAGAAGAUGUGUGAGCUCAGCGGGAUCUCACUGGAGAACUUAGAGUUUGCAAAGGGCCGAGGAACCUUCCCCUGUGACAUAUCUGUUCUGGAGAUACACCAGGAAUUAGACUGGAACCCGAAAGUGUCGACACUGAAUGCCUGGCCUCUGUACAUCUCCGAUGAUGGCGCCGUCAUAUUCUACAGGGAUAAAACGGAGGAGCUGGUGGAGUUAUCGGACGAGCAGAGGAGCGAGCUGAUGAAGAAGGAAAGCAGCCGGCUGCAAAAAACUGGACACCGCGUGACUUACUCCCCUCGCAAAGAGAAGGCGCUGAAAAUCUAUCUGGAUGGAGCGUCCAAUAAAGACGCCGCCCAAGACUGACGCCCCCAACCACGCACCCGGCCAUAUUGGCGAGCCACGUUUCUUGUGCUCUAGACAGGUUUCACUGCCGCACUAAUGGCGCCUCUCAGUGGUGGGGAGAGAUAAUAAUAAUAAUAAUGAGUGUGAAGCUAUGACACCAGCACUGAUUGGUCCGCUGUCUAAGCCAAUCAGCAGCCUAGUAACCUUCGGGGUUCCUUUUUUUUGUUUGUGACUUCUAAUCAUGUUCUGCACUAUUGGUCGAUUAAACUGUAAAGGGAUGUGCAAAUAAGAAUCGAGAUAUAUUUAAAGAUGUAUUAAGUUAAAGCAAAGCCGGGUGCAGCGGAGGAAGGGGCAUCACCUAGCUCAGGUAAGGCGGCGCGCGCGCGAGGCUACAGCCCUGGAUGGCGUCAGGCUCUUAUAUAGGGGGGGUGGGGGUUUUCGGGAGAGGAAAAAGAAUGAAGCCUGGACACUUUUAUUUUGCUGAUACACACAUUACCUCAUUGAAUGGCGGAGAGUUGUAUAGCGUGCGAGUCUGUAUGUGAGCGAGAGCCGCCCCCCCGAUACUGCUGUAUAAAAGAAAAAGGGGCUGGUCUCUCGCCCGCCCGUGGGGUGAGAGGGUGACAGGGCGCUACGUUUGUGACCGAUGAGGUAUAGAAUGUGAGGCUGGUAGGUAGCAAUAGGUAUUGCAGCUCUGUAAGUGCUGUAGAACUACAAGUCCCAGGAGGAGGGUCAUACAGGUAAGGAACAUUUGCUGUCUCCUUAUGAGUAUACAGGGCCAGUCCAGUUUGGGGAUAUAGAUAUAUAUAUUUAGCUUUAAAGUGCAACCACAACAUUGUGGUGAUGGCAUCCUGCCGCCGCAGCAGCAUUGUGGUGAUGGCAUCCUGCCGCCGCAGCACCAUUGUGGUGAUGGCAUCCUGCCGCCGCAGCAACAUUGUGGUGAUGGCUUCCUGCCGCCGCAGCAACAUUGUAAUAGUGGUAUCUUGCUGCCACAAAAACGUUGUGAUUGCAUCCUGCCUCCGCAGCAGCAUUGAGAUGGUAUCCUGCCACAGCAGCAACGUUGUGGUGAUGGUAUCCUGCCGCCGCAGCAACAUUGUGAUAGUGGUAUCCUGCCGCAGCAGCAACAUUGUGACAGUGGUAUCCUGUCGCAGCAUCAACAUUUUAAUGGCAUCCUGCCGCCGCAGCAACGUUGUGGUUGCACUUUAAAGGGAGAUGGUGGUCGUCCAGGAUUAGAAAAAACAAAACUACAUGCAUCCAGAAACAGCGCCACCCCCUGUGCAUGGCUUGUAUUUAGUAUUUGCACAAUCUAUGACGCUCUUUUUGGAUAAAAGUAAGCCGUGUUUUUCCUAAUCUUCUAACAGACCUCGUGUUAAAAUUUCAUACAAUUAUUAUAUAUUUUUUUUUUUAUAUAAGAUCCCUGCUUGCUGUCAGUGAUGGGAAACAUUGUUUACAUCCAGAAGGCUGAGAAUCUGCGCCCAUACGGCACCUGCCUUGUUACUAUGUAUCACUGUAAAGACUGGGUGUAGUGCAGGUUUACGCCUGUGCGUUUUACGGUUUCUAUUCACUGACAGCAAGCAGAGAACUUUAAAGGGGUACUCCGACUAUACAAAGGGUAUACCCUAUCCACAGGGUAGGGUACUGUAUUCCAAACAAACUACAUCUCCCAGAAUGCCCAGACUGUCAAAGACUUUGUCCUAGGGUGAAACUAUGGGGUUUCUGUACAAAUUCAGAGUCUAUAGCACUGUGGACCAACCAGUGUGCCUCCAGCUGUUGUAAAACUACAACUCCCAGCAUGCCCGGACAGCCAACGGCUGUCCGGGCAUGCUGGGAGUUGUAGUUUUACAACAGCUGGAGGCUUCUUGGUUGGAAAAUACUUCCCUAGCUUGUCAAAAGCAGCAUUUCAGUGCUUAGUGUAACUCUUUCCUUGCUGUUGCAGUUUCUUUCAUUUCUGCUCACACAGCACCUGGGCAUUCUGGGAGUUGUAGUAUAGCAACAGCUGGAGACACACUAGUUGGGCAACACAGCCUUAGACUUUGUGACGAUCGCUGCGGCCAGUGUUUGGCGAACAAAGGCGGGAUGUCGCUAAAACCCCUCCCACAGCAUAGAGCAUACGCUUUGCAUAAUCGGAGCACCCCUUUAAAAUGACAUCAAUACUAUAUUUUAGAAACUAUACUUCGGGGAGGGGGGAGCGUAUAGCGCACAAUAAAUGUCAGAAUGAGGAUGUAUAAUCCUUGUGUAUGUAUGUGUGCCUGCUGGGACUUGUAGUUCUACAGCAGCCGGAGAACCGCUGGUUGCCUCGCUUUUGCAAUAGAGCAAUUUUCUUCUACUGUGUUUCAUUCAGAGUGUAAAUAGAAAUUUGUCCCCCCCUCCCCCUUGUCCCAAAACAGAAGCGGUCCCCCCCCCAAUCCUCCAUAUUGACACUGUGUACAUCGGACACUUCUGCUGCCUAUUUAAGUUGUUUUCGUUUCCC